UUUGAUAAAAAAGAAUCCUUGCAUUGGGAAUUCUCGCAUUGGGUGGAAUUUUGACUGGUCAAAAUUGAAGCUGCCUGGAGAGAGAAAACAAGUCCAGCAGCGGGCAGUCAAGGAUGUUCCAGUCGUCCUCGUCGUCCCUGGAACCUGCAAUGAAAUAGGGCGUGAGGGUUGCUGCGUGCCGGCUGGGAAGAGGUGUGGACAGUGGACCCAUCGAUCAUCCUUGCCAUCGACGAGAGAGAAAGGGGAUUCGCCGGAUCCGAUGCCGCAGCGACAACAGAGAAGAAAUCCAUGGGGUUCAAUUUGCUUUCCCAGGCCUCAAGCGACCAUUGAUGGAGAAUAACUAUGGCAGCUCGUCCCGAAGUGACCGUCGCGGUGGUGGAACGCCUGCAGGAGAGAGGAGGGCGACACUGUAAUGGAUUGGCGGAGAUGGUAGCAUCGCGACCAAGGCGGAAGGCGACCCGCUGGUUGACGUUGUGGCAGCUCCGCGAGACACGCCCGGCGAGGGACGCUGCCGGUGUGGUUGGUACCUGGUCUCCCCAUAGCAGAGCAUCACCUAUUCACCUUCGGCCACCUUCUGCUUUGCCCAGAUCCGUGUCGUUUGUUUUAUCUCAAUUUUUGAGAUUUAGGUCUAAUUUUUGCUAGGCACCAUGGGAUAGUAGGCUGCGUAUUCAACGAUUUCUUUUGGGAUAGUAGGCUGCUUAUUCAACAAUUUAUUUUGUGCUACGUACUUCGUAUUUGUUAUGAUUUUUUUUUCUGAAUUCCGGUUCAACUGUGAUGAAUUUUUACUUGAUCACUGUUCGAAUCUCCCCAAUUUCCUACCGAAAAAGAGAGAAUGGCUCUCAAUGAAAGCAC
Messenger RNA from Cuscuta epithymum, 852 nucleotides. NCBI's taxonomy places the organism in Eukaryota, Viridiplantae, Streptophyta, Magnoliopsida, Solanales, Convolvulaceae. The record is from the annotation of a GenBank genome assembly.